Messenger RNA from Amborella trichopoda, 907 nucleotides. RefSeq names its product Rubredoxin-like superfamily protein. Gene Ontology annotation, biological process: alkane catabolic process. The record is from RefSeq and is a predicted model, not a curated record. Gene Ontology annotation, molecular function: iron ion binding; electron transfer activity. NCBI's taxonomy places the organism in Eukaryota, Viridiplantae, Streptophyta, Magnoliopsida, Amborellales, Amborellaceae. Gene Ontology annotation, cellular component: chloroplast.
ACUCCAGACUCUCUCUCUCUCUCUCUCUCUCUCUCUCUCAUACUUUUCCUUUCAAUUUUACUCGCAAUCCUUCUGACUUCGAACAUUUUAAACCUGCUUUAAUGGCGUCUGCAACUUCUUUCCUCGCUCCCUGCAACUUCCUCCCCACUGUUACUGCAACCAAAAAAACCCUAGCUUCUCUUUCCCCCAGCUCCAAACCUCCUUCUGUUCCUCAAGGAACUCUAAUUCUCUUUACUCGCUUCUUCAUCCCCUCUGCAACUCACCCUAAAGCCAUAAUUUCCCAUCCUCCAGCUCAUAAUUCGUCUGCAACUGCAAAACCAUUCUGCUGCAAAUCCAUUGGUGUCUCAAAAGAGGAUAAAUCCACACCUGACGAAUCGAACUCCAAAGCUCCAUUAAACCUCGAAACCUUAGACGAGAAUGAUCAGGUCAAUCUUGAAACCCUAGAUGAGAAGCCUCAGGUUGAUCUUCGAAGGUUUGAAGAGAAAUUUGUGGUGUUAAACACUGGAAUAUAUGAGUGUGGGUCCUGUGGUUACAGAUAUGAUGAAAACCUAGGCGAUCCUUCUUAUCCUGUACCUCCUGGUAUGCCAUUCUCGAAAUUGCCCGAUGACUGGAGAUGCCCAACUUGUGGAGCUGCUCGGUCUUUCUUCAAGAGCAAGAGCGUGGAGAUUGCAGGGUUCGCGCAAAACCAACAGUUUGGAUUUGGGGGAAAUGCAUUGACAUCUGGUCAGAAAGCUAUAUUGAUUUAUGGAAGCUUGUUCUUUUUCUUUGUACUCUUCCUCUCGGGUUAUUUUAUACAGUGAGUUGUUUAGGCCACUGUGAGAUGUGCAAUUUCUCUCUGUUAUGUAUUUUUUUUCUGUACAUUUUACCCAUCGAAAACCAAGAAGAAAUCACUAAAAUUUUUCAUAUA